Dipodomys ordii (Ord's kangaroo rat) is the source of this 443-nucleotide messenger RNA. RefSeq lists its product as uncharacterized. The transcript has 3 exons. Bases 12 to 443 code for a protein of 143 amino acids. Lineage: Eukaryota; Metazoa; Chordata; Mammalia; Rodentia; Heteromyidae. The record is from RefSeq and is a predicted model, not a curated record.
CCAUUCGUAUUAUGGAGCUGACUUUACAGAAGUAUGGAAGCUAUGAGAAAUUUGAACAAGCCACGGGUGGUAGCUUGCUGUCUAAGCCUCGGAUCUGGAGUCAUGUUAGGAAGUACAUGCUGAAGGAGGGCUGCUUGGGAGAGAUUGUAGUACAUCUCACUGAAGAUCUACUUUCACGAGCCUCGAUGACAGUAGUAAAUGGAUGUCCAACUCUGACCAUCAAUGUUUCAACGGCCCGUGAGCACUGGCUGGAAGGAAUGCUGAGGCAUGAGAUAGGAUGUUUCAAUAAAGACCAAGUGUACUUGGAUGGAACCCUCCAGAUCCUCCGAUACAGGCGCUCUAUAGACUUCUACCUGCUGACUGCCCUGGGGAAGGUGAGUGAGCAGAAUGGCUCGAGACCCCUGACCCUAGGCCAGCAUUGCUGUAGCCUGGUUCAGGAGUGA